AUGGUUCAUCCCGUCAACCUUUGGAGACACGAUGUGCCACCAUUUGUCAUCUUAAUUUUGACAGUUGUAGCCGCACAGUGCAUCAUCGGUAUCAUUGCAAAUGGAAUCAUCAUGGUUGUGAAUAUGGUCCCUUGGGUUCAGAAAAGGUCAGCUUCCGUGAACACUAGGAUUCUGCUUUUCCUGAGUGUAUCCAGAAUAGGCUUCCAAAGCGUCACCUUGGUGGAAACGACCUUCUCCAUAUUCAGGGUUUCUUUGUACAGCAGUGUUUCCUAUAGCAUCUCCAAAGUAAGUUUCGUGUUCUUAAAUUACUGUGGCCUCUGGUUUGCUGCUUUGCUUAGUUUUUUCCACUUUGUGAAGAUUGCCAAUUUCUCUAACCCCUUGUUCCUCAAGCUAAAGUGGAGAAUUUCUGGAUUAAUGCCCUGGCUUCUGUGGCUCUCUGUGUUUAUUUCAUUCAGCUGCAGCAUGAUGUUCUCCAAGGACACCUACACCGUGUAUAGCAACAAUUCUCGAAGUUUCAACUUCUUCAACUACACAAUGAAAGUAUACCUCAUCGAGACUAAUGUGGUCAGCGUGACCUUUUUAUUCAGUUUGGGAAUCCUCCCUCCUCUGAUCAUGUCCACUGCAGCAACCGCUCUGCUGAUUUUCUCCCUCAGGAGACACACCCUGAACAUGAGAAAAGGUGACACUAGCUCCAGAGACCCCAGCAGAGAGUCUCAUCUGCGGGCCAUCAAGGAAACCGGCUGCUUUCUCUUCCUCUACAUUUCAAAUGCGGCUGCUCUGUUUGUGUACAUGUCCAACUUGGUGGAUGGCAGUUUUUUCUGGAGUAUGCUGCUUAAAGUCAUCCUGCCUUGUUACCCUGCUGGCCAUUCAGUUCUACUGAUUCACAACAACCCUGGAUUAAGAAGAGGCUGGAAGCAGCUUCAGUCCCAAAUCCAUCUCUACUUGCAAAGCAGAUUCUGA
Messenger RNA from Mesocricetus auratus (golden hamster), 960 nucleotides. Its product is annotated as taste receptor type 2 member 39. The record is from RefSeq and is a predicted model, not a curated record. Gene Ontology annotation, cellular component: membrane. Lineage: Eukaryota; Metazoa; Chordata; Mammalia; Rodentia; Cricetidae. Gene Ontology annotation, biological process: sensory perception of taste; G protein-coupled receptor signaling pathway; detection of chemical stimulus involved in sensory perception of bitter taste. Bases 1 to 960 code for a protein of 319 amino acids. Gene Ontology annotation, molecular function: G protein-coupled receptor activity; bitter taste receptor activity. The transcript has a single exon.